Onychostoma macrolepis is the source of this 1836-nucleotide messenger RNA. Its product is annotated as CD209 antigen-like protein C. NCBI's taxonomy places the organism in Eukaryota, Metazoa, Chordata, Actinopteri, Cypriniformes, Cyprinidae. The record is from RefSeq and is a predicted model, not a curated record. The transcript has 5 exons. Bases 1 to 837 code for a protein of 278 amino acids.
AUGGAGUUAGAGGCUAUUUAUGAAAAUGUUGAACGCAGAGAUAUUCAGAACACAACUGGACCUCAAAUUCAGAGUCACGGCCAGGAUGAAGGAAAAGAUCUAAAGCGCAGAAGUAGAUGUUUGGUGUUGAUCACAGUGGGUCUCGGGCUCAUUUGUGUUCUUCUGCUGGUCUUCAUCAUACUGCAGAACAUCACCAUCACAGCAGAGAGAGACCUGAUAAACAGUUACAAGAACACAGUCGAAGAGUUCAAUCAAACCAUCAACAGCUUACAGGACAAUUACACUGAUCUAAUGACUGAAAAACACCAACUGCAGAUCAACUUCAACUCUUUGAGUCAGAAGAAGCUGGAGCUGGAGACCAGAGUCAAAGAUCUCACUGCUGAGAAAAACCAGUUACAGAGAAACUUCAACUCUUUGAGUCAGAAGAAACUGGAGUUAGAAAGCAAAGUCACUUCUCUGAGUGAUAAACUAAACAUGGACGCUUCUAAACGAGUUUGUUUUUUCAUAUCCAACGAGUUGAAGAGCUGGUCUGACAGCAGGCAGUACUGCAGGGAACGUGGAGCUGAUCUGGUCAUUAUCAACACUGAAGAGAAGCAGAAGUUCAUAUCUUCAUUAGUCAAGGAGAGAGCGUGGAUUGGUUUGUCUGACACAGAGAACGAGGGCAACAUGACAUGGGUGGAUAAUUCAACACUGAAACAAGGGUUUUGGCUUAGAGGUGAGCCAAAUAAUCAAGAUGGAAAUGAGGACUGUAUUGAACUGAUGCCUUCACAUCCCGCCCUGAACAACUGGAAUGAUCUGCCAUGCUCAGAGAAGAGAAAAGGGUUUUGUGAGAAAUAGUGUUUAUCAAGCCUUGUUGUGGUUUUGUUUCGAAGUAGUGGAUAUUCAUUUGUAAGGAAACUGUGAAAUUGUCUUUUUUUUAUUGCUAUAACAAACUCUAGGGUGAUAAACUCAUAAUUUGUUUUUUUUUUAAAUCACUGUGUAUUCAUUUUGGUGUUUUUCCUCAUAUUUUCAUUUUAAAUAAGUAAUACCGUCACAACAUCUAGAAAAUAGCUUAAGAACCUCCACGAACACCACAAUCAAAGCAAAACUUUACAGAAAAAAAAAAAGCAAUGGUGCAGAAAAGUAGUUUCUGUAAAUUUGCAUUUAUCAGAUGUUAUUCGGGUAUUGGCUUAAAGAAGAGCCAAAACAUGCAGGUGGAAACUUAUGCUUUCAGUUACCGUCCUGAACUGAACUGCCAUGCUCGGAGAAGAGAAAAGGUGUUUGUGAGAAAUAAGUUUGAUCCCGUCUUGUGUUUUUAAUGGAAUUAUUUUAUGGAAUCAUUUAUGAUUGUGAUUGGUUGUGUUUCUGAUUGAGAUCUUUAAAUACUUUUCCCAUUUUUAUCACAUAAUAAGGCAGAAUAGUUUCUUUAAUAAAUGCUAUUUCAAUUAGCACUGCAUUAUUCAUGUACUUUAUUUAGAACCUGAGGAUGAUUUGAAAAACACACAAACUUUGGGGAAGUCGUGGCCUAAUGGUUAGAGAGUUGGAGAGUCCCACAUUUCCUGCCACUUUUUAUACGUGUGCUCUUUAAUUCUUCAUUUUAUUUCUACUUUACUCAGUGGAAUUUGUACCUUAACGUUCAUGUUUCAUUGCUUGUUUAGCCAAUUUAUCGACUAUUUCAUUUCCUUGUACUCCUGCAUGUGCAGGUACCCAUAGGAACCUCAAGACUAUACCAAUUUUCCUGAACAGAUUUAUAAGUACUUCAUAGAUUAAAUCCUUUCUUGAUGUUGAUUGUUCACUUAUUAUACUAUUUAAAGCUGACAAGGAAUCUGAACAAAUGACUACCCGUGUAGGCUUAAC